Pecten maximus is the source of this 746-nucleotide messenger RNA. Its product is annotated as histone deacetylase 6-like. The annotation marks the transcript as partial. Gene Ontology annotation, molecular function: zinc ion binding. NCBI's taxonomy places the organism in Eukaryota, Metazoa, Mollusca, Bivalvia, Pectinida, Pectinidae. The record is from RefSeq and is a predicted model, not a curated record. The transcript has 4 exons.
AAAUAUCUUCAACAGUGUAUGACGGAAAUGGCCAAGUUGGUGAGGAACCUAAAUCAACCAAUCAACCAGAAUCGUGUGUAACGGAACAAGCCACAUCCAUUGUGGAGACAGAUCCUAUUAAUGUAGAGGCCAAACCCAAAGUGGAGACCAAACAGCUCAAGAUGGAAACCACUCCUACAUCAAACACCACACUCACUACCAAGACCAAAGAGCUGGGGGAUGACACGAAUGUCCAAGGGGAUGGAGGAGCCAUGGGAGGGGAUGGAGGAGCCAUGGGAGGGGCCGGAGGAGCCAUGGGAGGGGCCGGAGGAGCCAUGGGAGGGGCCGGAGGAGCAGGAACUUCUGUUGAUGAAAACAUGGGUGCAGUAGGUGGGGCUAAUAACUCUGUGCUGGAUCGGCUCAAUGUGGUACAAGCUCUGGAAGAUAUGGGUCACCAGCAAAUGUACGCAAUACAGCCCCUGACCUGGUGUCCCCAUCUAGACACUGUACAGUCCCUACCACAAAGGGUCCUGGACACUGGGGCGCCGUGCUUGGACUGUGGUAAUCUGGGGGAGAACUGGGUGUGCCUCGUCUGUUACAAGGUGUUCUGUAGCAGAUACGUCAACGAACACAUGGUAAUCCAUGGGGCUAUGGAACAGCACCUGAUGACCUUAAGUUUCUCUGACCUUUCUGUCUGGUGUUACGGAUGUGAUAACUACAUCGACAAUCAGAAUGGCCUCGCCUGUGUGCGAGAUGCGUGCAUGUGA